AUGUCUCUCAAGGCCUCUCUCAAACACAUUGCCUGCCCGGCUGGAUCCCAGUGCUCAGCCUUCGAGUGCCUCUUUGGAAGUCACGGCAACGGCACGGAUAGCCCUGAAGCGUCGACUGGGCCAAGUUCCACUCAAGAAGGUGCAACAAUGGCAUCGGGUAGCGGCUCCAAUACUGGUGGCGUUAGAGAAGCCAUGCAUCUGGAUCGACCUGAGCCAACUUCAUCUUCGACCGUGGCCAACCCACCCGGGAGCCGCCUAGCACAUGCCGCCAGUCACACAAGUCUAGCACCGUCGAUCCGCUCUAUGAAACGACCCGUAUCACCGGCCAAGCCAAAGACCGCCCCGGCCCCGACCGCGGCCGUACCGGUGAAGCAGGAAUCGCUCAAUCCGCGACUGCUCAAGCAUUCGCCUGCCAGCCAUGAGAUGAGGCUGAAGCUGGUCAAGAUGCUUCACAAGAAAUACACGGAACACAAUGACCGACUAAAACAAGACGCCAAAGACAAUCAGCAGCGACUGAUCCUCUCAGACCAGGCCAUCAUCACGCGUGUACUCGACGAAGAAGAAGCCGUGGCUGUAGGCAAGGCAGCGGUGUACAGCAACAUCAUGAAGAACAUCAUUCUCAAAUACACUCGUCUUAAACCCAAGGAAUGGAUCAGUGAGCGCGAAAAGGAGAUGCCGCCGAGCAAGAAGCGCCAGCGCGACGUCAUGGAAGGUAAUGCCGUCAUCGUCCAGACUGGCCUGACCUCUGCCCAGGAAGUUACGCUCCUCCGCCGCCUCCUCACGCCAGUCGAUGCCCUCGCCGAUAUGGGCUAUGUCCCCAGGGCGCCCACGGAGGAGGAAGUGACCAAGUCCAAAGAGGGUGUCGCUGGCGCCGAUAAUUGGGAAGAGUGCGACCGCUGUGCGCAGCGGUUUCAGGUGUUUGUCGGUCGGCGCCAGGAGGACGGCGCCCUCACCUCAGGCGGCGCGUGCAACUUUCACUGGGGCAAGAUGUCCUUUCCCGAAAAGGUCCCCGGCGACCACGGCCAGCAGCCGAAGGUCUGGCUCUGUUGCGGCGAGCAUGUUGGCGAUUCGGUCGGCUGCUUCACCCACCCGAACCACGUCUUCAAAGCCAACAACCCGAGCCGUCUCGCGUCUGUGCUCAACUUUGCGACCACGCCUGAGAACCCUGCAGUGCCAACAGAUCGUGCUGUGUGCUUUGAUGGUGAAAUGGGCUAUACUGUCUACGGCAUGGAGCUCAUUCGCCUCACAGCCACAUCCUGGCCUGACGGCGCCGAGAUUCUCGACGUCCUCGUCUGCCCCCUUGGCGAGAUUCUCGACCUCAACACCCGCUUCUCGGGUGUCAAGCCUGACCACCUCGCCCAGGCCGAGGCCUGGCGUUCCGGCGAUCCCCUCGUUCCCCCCACCAGCGGCGACUCCGAAGAAGGUCAAGCCAUUAAGAAGAGACUCAGGGUCGUGUCCUCGCCCGCUGUGGCGCGAGACCUGCUCUUUUCGCUCCUCUCGCCGUCGACGCCGCUCAUCGGCCACGGCCUGGAAAACGACCUGAAUUCGGUGCGCAUCAUUCACCCGACGCUCUUCGACACCGUGCUCGCGUUCCCGCACAAGAAGGGCCUGCCGUCCCGCAACAGUCUCAAGCAGCUCAUGAGCACGCUUCUGAACCGUAAGAUCCAGGAACACCAAGGGUCCGACAUGGUCGGGCACGAUUCGGCCGAGGACGCGCGCGCCGCCGGUGAGCUCGCGCGACUCAAGGUGGCGCGGGAAUGGGCCGACAUGAAGAGGGCCGGCUGGAAGGUCGUCGACGGCGAGUUUGUGUCACCGACGGCCGUGGGCGGUGCCGGGACAUCUAACAACAGCGGAGCUGGUGCCUUGACGGAGGCGUUUAUUGAGAAAGAUGCCGAAAAAGCGGCAGACGAGUGGUUGGCAGCUAACAUGUAG
Messenger RNA from Akanthomyces muscarius, 1932 nucleotides. RefSeq lists its product as uncharacterized. The coding region runs from base 1 to 1932 and encodes 643 amino acids. The record is from RefSeq and is a predicted model, not a curated record. Lineage: Eukaryota; Fungi; Ascomycota; Sordariomycetes; Hypocreales; Cordycipitaceae. The transcript has a single exon. Gene Ontology annotation, molecular function: nucleic acid binding; exonuclease activity. Gene Ontology annotation, cellular component: nucleus.